AUGUCCCGCCGUCUCCUCUCACUCUUCCGCGCGGAAGAACUGCAGAACACGGGCUCCGUAGCCCGCGAUCUCCUCGCUUCCGAACGCACAUUCCUAGCCUGGGCGAGAACGGGAUUGGGAUUCAUCGCCCUGGGCGUAGCGCUUGAGAAAGUCGAAGCCUUUGCCGCAAUUUCCCCGACUCUGCUACAUCUUGAAGACGGUCGGACGAGAAUCGCUGCGGGCGUGCUUGUGGGGAGUGGGAGUUUGUGCGUUGCACAUGGGACACAGAGAUAUUUCAGUGUUUUGCGGUCGAUACAACGAGGCGUGUUCAGGCCGAAUGUCGCCGGCGUGACGUUGAUGGCUGCCACGAGUGUUGGCGUCGCUUUUGCUGGUGCUCUACUGGUUUUGGAGAAUGAUGGAGGUCGCAAGUCUGAUGCCAUCAAGACGUGA
This is a messenger RNA of Ramularia collo-cygni, 429 nucleotides long. RefSeq lists its product as uncharacterized. Bases 1 to 429 code for a protein of 142 amino acids. The record is from RefSeq and is a predicted model, not a curated record. The transcript has a single exon. Lineage: Eukaryota; Fungi; Ascomycota; Dothideomycetes; Mycosphaerellales; Mycosphaerellaceae.